This is a messenger RNA of Microbotryum saponariae, 288 nucleotides long. Lineage: Eukaryota; Fungi; Basidiomycota; Microbotryomycetes; Microbotryales; Microbotryaceae. The record is from the annotation of a GenBank genome assembly.
AUGGUCCCAAAGCCUUUCAUCGAGAAUGACUGCACACCGAUCCGAAACACCCAACCACUACCACACCGACUCAUCGGUUCAGACCUUCCCGCCAUUUCCGGCGACAUAGCGAAGCAAACGGCCGAGGCAAUUGAUGGAAUGGGGAUGUUGAUCUUUGCACAGAACGUGGAUCGGUCGUUAUCGGUCUUGUUUAUUUUUUCACACAACGUGGAUCGGUUUUUGGAGGCAGUGAUCUUGUCCCCCAUGCUGGAGCUUGCCAAUCGAGUCUCCACCAGGACCUUGCAUUGA